This is a messenger RNA of Aureobasidium subglaciale EXF-2481, 1071 nucleotides long. RefSeq lists its product as uncharacterized. The transcript has a single exon. The record is from RefSeq and is a predicted model, not a curated record. Gene Ontology annotation, molecular function: nitronate monooxygenase activity. Bases 1 to 1071 code for a protein of 356 amino acids. Lineage: Eukaryota; Fungi; Ascomycota; Dothideomycetes; Dothideales; Saccotheciaceae.
AUGGCAUCCUCCUUGACAGCCGCAUAUCCAUGGACAACUGCCCCCUUGAUCAGUUGCGCUCCAAUGCGUCUGAUAGCCAAUGCAUCCCUGGCAGCAACCGUCUCCCUAGCCGAUGGUCUCGGCUUCAUAGGCGCCGGCAGCGACAUCAGCACUCUCGCCUCCGAACUCUCCAAUGCCCGUGACAUCCUUUCCAAAGCCAAUUUACCAUCCCCUACAGGCGUGCUACCCAUUGGUGUCGGAUUUCUCCUAUGGGGAGCACCCCUCAAGGACACCCUAGCCAUCUUGAGUAAACCCGAAAACAUACCCGCAGCAGUAUGGCUCUUUGCCCCCAGACAACCAGAAGAUCUCAAAGACUGGGCAGAAGGAAUCCGCAGCGCCACAUCCAACAAGUCGAAAAUUUGGAUCCAAGUAACCAGCGUGCAAGAAGCCCUCGCAGCUACAAAACUCGCUCAGCCAGAUGUGUUGGUAAUCCAAGGCACUGAUGCAGGAGGCCACGGCGCUGCCCAAGGCGCUGGCAUAAUCUCCUUGGUGCCUGAGGCCAUCGAUGCAAUCACGGACUUGUGCAAAACUUCAUCAACACCUCUACCGCAUUUUGUAGCUACAGGAGGAAUCAGUGAUGGUAGAGGUGUGGCCGCAGCAAUCGUGCUAGGUGCCCAAGGGAUAUGCCUUGGAACCCGCUAUCUCGCUGCUACUGAAGCUACAAUCGCACCCGGGUACCGCGAUGCCGUACUACGCGCUUCAGACGGUGGAGUAAGCACGAUACGCUCCUCCGUUUACGAUCAAUUACGCGGUACCACAGAGUGGCCGGCCGGAUAUGGUGGAAGAGGUGUGCUGAAUGCGAGUUUUAGAGAUCAUGAGGCCGGCGUGAAGUUUGAGGAUAACAAGAAGUUGUACGAAGAGGCUGUUGAGUCGGGAGAUAAGGGAUGGGAGGGUGAGAGGGCGAGGUUGACGACUUAUGCUGGUACGGCGAUUGGACUUGUCACGAAGAUUGAAAGCGCGGAGAAUAUCACGAGGGAGGUGAGGGAUGCGGCUAACAAGUUGUUACUGCCUGGUUUGCGUGCUAGCCUAUAG